GCUUAAUGUACUUUGGGUAGGAUGGGCAAGCUGAAGAGACUGGUAUCCAGGAGCUCGGCUUGAGAUGAAUAGAAUGGGAUACAAAUGAGUUAUCUCAUGGUGUGUGACUGGAUAAAAACUGGGCAAGGGGAUAAGACAUAAACUUUUAUUGUCUGGUUUGUAAUCUAUAAACCACUUUCUUGAGCUGGUUUAAAAGAUGUAAGAACUGACUAGGGUCCUUGUUUUAAGAGCGAGCCAUUUCCAGGCACAAACUUCAUCUCUACCCAUGGUGAGCCCAGAACAGAUGUUAGGGGAAGAACUGACGUCACGUAAGCGUGACGUCAUCAGCACUGACGCAGUCUCACGGGGAGGGGCCUCUCAGCUCACCUCAGAACGCAAUCAGCUCCACAGAGCAACGAGUUGGCCGCCUUCUACUCCACCCCGAGAGCCGGAAUAGUCAGAGCUACAGGAACCGAAGAGCCGAAGGAGCCCUGAACCGGUCACCUCCUUCCUUUCCUGCACCUCACCCACGCCUUCUCUAAGCCCCAGGCGCGGUCCAGCCGGCGGCGCGCGCACGGGCCUGUCGUUUGAGGCGGUCACGCGCACGCACGCGUGUGCGCACGCUCGUUCCCUUAGAACCCGGAAGUGCGCGGGAGAAGAGAGCCACGUGGGUGGAGGUGGAGCGCAGCUCGCAUGGGGGAGUCUAUCCCGCUGGCCGCCCCGGUCCCGGUGGAACAGGCGGUGCUGGAAACGUUCUUCUCUCACCUGGGUAUCUUCUCUUACGACAAGGCCAAGGACAAUGUGGAGAAGGAACGAGAGGCCAACAAGAGCUCGGGGGGCAGCUGGCUGUCGCUGCUUGCGGCCUUGGCCCACCUGGCCGCGGCCGAGAAGGUCUAUCACAGCCUCACCUACCUGGGGCAGAAACUAGGGGGCCAGUCUUUCUUCAGCAGGAAGGAUUCUAUCCGCACCAUCUAUACGUCUCUGCAUAAUGAGCUGAAGAAGGUGGUGACUGGCCGCAGUACCGUGGGCGGGGCCGCUCCUCAGGUGGAAGAACUCCUUUCCCACCUGUCAGAGCAGCUCUGCUUCUUUGUUCAGGCUAGGAUGGAGAUUGCAGACUUCUACGAGAAGAUGUACGCCCUCAGCACACAGAAGUUCAUCAAUGCUGAAGAGCUUGUUGGCCUUUUGGACACCAUUCUCAAGAAAUACAGCUCCAGAUUUCACCACCCAAUUCUCAGCCCCUUGGAGAGCAGUUUCCAGCUGGAGGUUGAUGUCCUGAGUCAUCUCCUGAAGGCACAGGCUCAGGUCUCGGAGUGGAAGUUCCUCCCCUCUCUGGUUAAUUUACACAGUGCCCACACCAAGCUGCAGACCUGGGGCCAGAUCUUCGAGAAGCAGCGGGAGACCAAGAAACAUCUGUUUGGAGGGCAGUCUCAGAAGGCCGUUCAGCCCCCACACCUUUUCCUCUGGCUGAUGAAACUCAAAAACAUGCUCCUUGCCAAGUUUAGCUUUUACUUUCAUGAGGCACUGAGCAGACAAACGACUGUUUCAGAAAUGAAAACGUUGACUGCAAAAGCUAACCCAGACCUUUUUGGAAAGAUUUCCAGCUUCAUCAGGAAAUACGACGCUGCCAAUGUGUCCUUAAUUUUUGACAACAGAGGUUCAGAGAGUUUUCAGGGUCACGGCUACCACCACCCCCAUUCCUACAGAGAGGCUCCUAAGGGUGUGGACCAGUACCCAGCUGUGGUGUCCUUGCCCAGUGACAGACCUGUCAUGCACUGGCCCAAUGUCAUCAUGAUCAUGACGGACCGCACAUCUGACCUGAACAGCUUGGACAAAGUGGUCCACUUCUAUGAUGACAAAGUCCAGAGUACCUACUUCCUGACUCGUCCAGAGCCUCACUUUACCAUUGUUGUUAUUUUUGAGUCAAAGAAGUCUGAGAGAGACUCCCACUUUAUUUCCUUCCUCAAUGAGCUCUCACUUGCCCUUAAGAACCCCAAAGUUUUUGCAAGUCUGAAACCUGGGUCCAAAGGUUAGCAGACUAUUUAUAUGAAAGGCUUUAAAGACUGGUAACUGUGUUCUUAAUUGCUGUAAUAAUUCACAGUGGUCUGUGAUUAGAGUUUAUAUCCAUUCAUUCUUCUUUCAGAGCUGAAUUAAAGACAGAUUCUCCCUAAUUGUCUUGCACACUUUGUAAGCAAUUAAGGCCAAUUGAAUUAAGUAUCCAAAGAGUAAUCCAGGAAGUGAUCAUGGCUACUGUGUAUUUCCAUGGAAUGGCAGAAUAGUUUCAGUAUUUUCCCCCUAUUUUCCUGUGUUUCAUGAAAGUAAGAUGGAAUACUUACUGGCCUUUGAUUUUUGUUUCCAGAUGUUUUAUAUUGUUCUCAACAUUGUGUUCUACCGUGGUUCCAACCACCCACUCCCUUCUUCUUCUUCCUAGAAGAGUAAUUGGGGUAAGAUAUUAAAUGGCCUUUUUGGAAUUAACAACUGUAUAUUUUUUCUCUCAUAAAUUAGGAGAUCAAAAUAGAGUUAUUAGUUUUGUGAUUCUGAUUUGUAAAUUGUUAUUUUUAUGCCAAAAAUUAAGGUCUUGGUAAGAAAUUUCUAUCAGCUAUUAAAAUUGAAGACGAAUCCCAGUGGUAGUAGAGCAUCAGAUUUUAACAGUUCAGAAGACCCUCAUGGCAACUUUUGGGGUGACCUACAUACCAAACUGCUUUUUUUUUUUUUUUUUAACCUUUAUAAAAAGUUUCAAUUUUUUGCUGUGUUUUGAAGUCAGCAAAAUACAUUAUAUGGAGUUUCUUCACUUUUCAGCAUAUUACCUGCUUGGCUGUUUAUCACCUUUCUGCUAAAGUGUUCAUGUUUGGCUCCAUUUCCUGGUUAUUUUUAGGCUUAAAAAAGCAUGCAGUCUGGUUUUUCAGCCACCUUUAGAUACUCGUGCAACUUAGCCCACUUUUAUGAAAUAAAAAUGAAGGUCUCGACACUUUAUACGUGCUAAAAAUCAGUUGUACAUUCAAAAGCCCUCUUCAUACUUGAGUAAUCAACUCAGUACUUGAGCACAUCUGAACUUGGGUUUCAUGCCUGUCCCCUACAAAUUAUUUUAGAACUAGUGAUACAUUUUAACAUAUACUGCCUUAACACUUUCCUUUAGUCAGCGUUCAUGGGUAACUAGAUGAAUCAAUUAAGGCACAAUGGGCUGUGGAGACCUUCAUAUCUAGGUUUAUUGAUUCGGAAUAAAAAUAAGCCACAAAGGGUAAUGGAGCUGUCAUUGUUUGGUAGUUUCUUCAAAGUUCGUGUGAAAUGUAAUUGUCAGAUCAGUCCUAUUUCUGAUGGUUGUAUGGAGCCACUAUUUCACUGGAUGUCCACAGCAGGCAUGCAGGCAGCUUAGGUGGACACCGGAGAGCCUCUUCAAGACAGUGUAGGAGGCCUACCGACCUCAGACUGGACUAUCUACCUGGUGGAGGAGCCCACUGGCCUAAUUUCUGGGGAGAGCAUGCGUUUUUUUCUUUUUUAAUCAACGUCUUGUGAUUUGCAAAAAAAAAAAAAAAAGCCGGUUUACUUUAAUUGGAAAGUAGUGAUUUACCUCAGCAUUUUUUUAUUCACUUAGCCCCUAUAAAAAUCUGAACAGACAUUACAACAUUGACCUUAUGUAAAAAAUUGAAAACAGUUGGAACUAAAAAAAUCAUUUUUUGUGCUUUGCCAAGAAGCUUAAAAACGCUCCUUGUGUGUAUAGUUUUUUUUUUUUUAACCUAGAUAACACCACCAUUAGCCUUAGUGAAAUGGUCUCCCGUGUACGUAAAAGAAAAUAUGCCUCAGUGGAUCACAGAGAGGGGUAUAAAUAAAACAUAUAUACAGUAUCUAAAUAACCAGUCCUUGCCUAAGACGUAUUUGAAUUGCAUGUUUAUUUUUAAAUAUAUUUUGAUUCAAGCCAAGGAACAAAGUCAUUUUACUCUGAGAUUUAUCCUGUAAAUUCAGUAAUGAAAUCUUUUGUAAAGUCCAUGUUUUGUACAUUGGAAGAGUAAAUCUGCAUAUUUUCUGCAGAGUUCUAACUUUAAAAUUUGUUUCUAAAACACAAGUUCAUAAAUUUUUAUGGAAAACUAGGAAUAGUCAACACUUAAUGAGUUUGCCAACGAGUCCAUCAAGGAGUGUUCCUCCUAGGAUGUUGUUUAGACACAGGGUGAACAUUUAUAGCUGUCUUCUCUUGGGUCCAUCUGUUAAAUCUGAAUAUGUCAUUUUAGGGAGUCUUAUGAAAAUAAAGCCUAAUUGUCAACUGAGGAGCCGAUACCGUUUAAAUAAUUGCUUUAUGCAUUUGGACAAAUUGGGAAAAAUUUACUUUCAAGAGAAUAAAUAGUUGCUAUUUCAGUGUAUUUCCAGAAGGUUUACUCAGGUGAUCUUUAAAAUAUGUCCACCCUUUGAUCUGGCAGCAAGCUUGCAGUUCUAUUUCUUUGGCAGGUCAGCCUCUGAGCUUGACUUUCUUAUCUGUUAAAUUGGGGUAAGGAGACUGGGGCUGCCUUUUUCAAAGGAUGGUGUAAGGAUGGAAUGAGAUCAUGCAUGUGAAAAAUUUUACCAACCUAAUUGGGUUUGAAAGCUGUGUAAAUAAUAGAUGAAUCCAAAACCAAACCAAACCUGUUGCGGUCAAUUCUGACUCAUAGUGACCCUAUAGGACAGAGUAGAACUACCCCAUAGGGUUUCCAAGUUUGUAAUCUUUACAGAAGCAGACUGCCACGUUUUUCUUUCGCAGAACUGCUGGUGGGCUUCCACCAUAGACCUUUCAGUUAGCAGCCAAGUGCUUAACUAGUGCGCCACUAGGGCUCCUUCAAAAGAUGGACCACUCUUCCGUUAAAGUCAACACCUCUCCUGUUCUUUCUUUUCACAUCUGUGGCAAACCUGUGCUUUGUCAUUAAAUUAGAACAGUACUUAAAGAACUGGUUUAGGAGAGGAAAAAAGAGGAGGCAAAUAAAUUCCUAACUAACCUACCCAUUCUUCUUUCUUUAAGAAUCUUUGUGGUUCUUUGUUCCCAAGUUUUUAUGGUUGGUUGAUAGUGUCAUUUCAGUUCUUCUGUAUUCUUACUGAUUUUUUUUUUUUUCUAGUUUAUCAGUUGUUGAGAGAGGUGUGUUAAAAUCUCCAACUGUGAUUGUGGAUUUGCCUGUUUAUUACUAUCAUAUUUUGCAUCGUGUAUCUUGAAGCCCCUUUAUUAGGCUCGUAUAAGUUUAUAAUAUGUAUGUCUUUCUGAUUAACCUUUUUAUAAUUAUGAAGCUUCCUGCUCUAUCUCUAGUACUACUUCUUGCUUUCAGGUCCGUUUUGCCUGAUAUUUUUCUAGCCUUUCCACCAUGCUAUGUUUACUGUUUGCUUGGUAUGCCUUUUCCAUCCUUUUAAUCUAUUUGUAUCUUUAAAGAGUUUACGAUAAGAACUAAUUUAGAAGAUUGGAUAAGGAAAAAAAAAAAGCAACAACCAGCUCUGUGUUCUCCAAUUUGACAAUCUCUGUCUUUUUAUUGAAGUGUUUAUUUUCCCUGUGAAGUUUUUACAGUCAGGAUUCUGCCAUCAUUUAACAUGUUAUUCUGUGCCCUACUUUUUUCACUGUAAGUUGGGAGUUAGAUCAAGAGGUUUGAUCAGAUUCAGUAUUGUUUUGCUUUUUGGUCAUAGUGUUGUAUAUUUUUAUUAGAAGGCAGCUAAUAUCCAGCAUAGGAGUCCCUGGGUGGAGCAACCUGUAAAGUGCUCAGCUACUAGCCAAAAGGUUGGUGGUUCAAAUCUACCCAGAGGCACCUUGGAAGAAAGCCCUGGCAGUAUACUUUCAAAAGGUCAUACCCAUUGAAAGCUGUAUGGAGCACACUUCUACUCUGACGCAAAUGGAAUCACUAUGAUUUAGAAUCAGCUUAAUGGCAACUGUUUUAUUUGUUGUUGUGUCCUGCUCAAAGAUGGCGACCAACUACACUGCUGUGAAUGUGUGUCAUUGCCGUUUUUGAGUAAGGCACCACUGUUUCCUAUUCAGGUCAAAAUCUGAGGGGCAAGAGAUUUGGUUGCUGUGCAAGGCAUGUGCUGCCCUUGUUCCCAUCAACCAUGACUAAGUCGUUUACAACUAGUUCAAAGCCUGUUUUAUUUACUAGUUUUAUAGUAAUAAGUUGUUUUUUUUUUACCAUUCUCCAAAGACACCAGGGACUUUUAAAAGAAAUGUAUGUGAAUUUAUGAAAACUUAUGCCUUUUAGGUCUAACCACAAAUUUUAAAGCAGCCACUUUUUCCGCUUACCACAGGCACGUCUAUGUAAAUGUUAUUCCCUUCCCUUAUUUUUUCCACAUAGUUAAUUUUCUCUCUUAAUACGUGUUAGCUAUCUUCCUUCACCUUUUUUCUACCCUUCCUUCUUCUGCCUUCCCUUCCUUUCUUCUUUCUUUUCUUCCUUCCGUAGCUUCUGUUAUUCUCCUCAUUGAUUCUGCUUUAGUCACUUUUCCCCCCGUGUGCCUCAGGGAGCCAGGACAUACCCCAGUGGUCUCUGACCCAGUUUUUGAAAACAGCAUCUGAAAAGCGUAACUCAUUUUCGUUGUUUUUACAACUAGUUAGGCUUUUUCAGGCAGUGCCAAAUAAAAACAUAGAGGGGAAAAGUUCAAUGUUGACACUGAUCGGGUGACUACAAUUAAGCCCAACCACUUAAUGGGGACAUAAGACUUCUAGCCAGCUACAGCCAUGUAGCACUGUAUGUAUCUAGCAGAUUUGUUGGCAGGAAAAGCUAUUGUGAACUACAACCUUUCAAAAUGUAUUUUUACUAUGAAGUAAACAGUUUUUGAAUGAAGUAAGAGAGAAUUCUUAGUCUGUUUGCCCUAAUUAGUCAUCAUUAAAUUAGCCUCUGGAUUUCUUUCUUUAAGUAAAAGUUUAAUAGAUUUUUCCUCCUAAGUAAAGGGGAAAAAAAAACCCACCAAGAAAACACGACAUGUGACUCCCCAAGAAAGCACCAUAGGUAUAGUUUAAUUUAGAAAUACCCCUCUAGUUUUCUGACCAGGUUCCUAUUACCAAAGAAAUUAUUUCAUUGCCUUUUGCCUGAGUUAUUCUCAGUUGCUCCUCCAGAGGAAAUGAGUCAGAAGAAAUAGAUUUGAUGAGUAGUUCUGCCUUUGGGGACUUCUCUUGAUAUCGUGUAAAUCCAUAAGGCCUCAUUAAUGCAAGUAUUUUGACAUGUCUGCACAUUUUUUCAAUCUGCUUUUGAUAACAAGGUCUGUUUCUGGGAUACUUUAAAUUUAAAACCAUAUGCUAUGUGUAAGAUAUCAGUGCUAGAAAAUGGAGAGAGGCUAAUGGGUUCCCCAUUCUAUAGUCACCUACCUAACGUCACUCAGAAUUUUGCCAACCCGCAGGGUUCUUGGCGACAGUAUAACUCAGGGAGGGUUGUGAGAGGCACUUGUGCUGGAGUGCAUGGUGAAAAAAGGGCUGCUUUAGACAUGCAGUGGGGACAGCAGGGAAAUGUAGGAUGUGACUUAACAUUGAUCCAGGAGAGAAUAGACAUUGGGACUUUUGCUAACUUUGUCCAUGGGGGGUGAAUUCAGCAUUUACUAGUCUUAAAAACUCUAGGGUAAUUCCAGAAUUCCAUUACAUUUGAAAAUCUGAUGCCUGAUUUUUUUUAAAUAAUUUGCUUUUGUUGUUGUUAUGAAUAUACACAGAGCAUUUACCAAUUCAACAAUUUCUGCAUGUACAAUUUAGUGACAUUGAUUACAUUCUUUGAGUUGUGUAACCAUUCUCACUCUCCUUUUCUGAAGUGUUUCUCCCCCAUUAACAUAAACUCACUGUCCUCUAAGUUUCUUAUCUUUCAAGUUGCUGUUGUCAGUUUGAUCCCAUAUAGAUAGUUCUUAAAAGAGCUCUAUGUUCAAGGCAGACAUUCUUUACUAGUUAAACUAUUGUUUGUUUUUAAGAAUACUUCAGGGGGUAUUUUUGGUUUAAGGUUUAAAGAUUAUCUCAGGGCAAUAGUUUCAGGGGUUCAUCUACCCUUCAUGGCUCCAGGAAAUCUGGAUUCAAUGAGAAUUUGAAAUUCUAUUCUGCAUCCUCCUUUUGAUCAGGAUUCUUCUAUACGAUCUUUGAUCAAAAUGUUGAGUAAUGGUAACUGGGCACCAUCCAGCUCUUCUGGUCUCAUAGCAAAGAGUUGUUCAUGGUGGCAAUUAGCCUCACAUUCCACUUCCCCUUCCUGUUCCUGACUCUUUUUUUUCUGUUAUUCCAGGUGAAUAGAGACUAAUUGUUGUGUCUUGAAUGGCAGCUUGCAAGCUUUUAAGACCCUAGACACUACAUAAUGAACUAGGAGGUAAAAUAGAAGCACUAAAUAUGAUAUUAGGCCAGUUAUCUGGGAUGCCCCAUGAAACCAUGACCCUAAACAUCCAAACCAGGAAACUAAAUUCCAUGAGGUGUUUGGUUGUACAAAAUGCAGCCUCAGCAGCUACUUUUUUUUUUUUUUCAUUUUUAUAAAUAUAUCUAUCACACUUUUGCCAAUUCAGCUUUUUACAGGUGUACAACUUAUUGACAGCAAUUAGAUUAAUAGGCUGUGCAACCCUACCCUUAAUCAAUGAGAUUUUCCAUCAUUGUAGACCAAAAGUCAGUACUCCAUAAGCAAUAAUCCCCCCCUUUCCCCCUCUCUCCCAUCCCUGGUAACUGCUAAUAAACUUUGGUCUCUACACAUGUGCUUGUUCUUAUCUUUUUAUAUAAGUGAGGUCGUACAGUAUUUGUUUUGUGAUUGACUGAUUUCACUCAGCGUAAUGUCUUCAAGAUCCAUCCAUAUUGUAACAUGUAUCAAUACUUCAUUUCUCUUACUGGCUGAAUAGUAUUCCAUUGUGUGUAUGUAUCACAUUUUGUUUAUCCAUUGAUCCAUUGGUGGACAUUUAGGUUGUUUCUGCUUUUUGACCAUUGUUAAUAGUGCUACAAGGAACAUUGGUAUACAAGUAUCUGUUUGAGUCUCUGCUUUCAAGUCUUUUGGGUAUAUACCUAGGAGUGGAAUUGCUGGGUCAUAUGGUAAUGCUAUUUUUAGUUUUUUGAGGAACCACCACACUGUUUUCCACAACAACUGUACCAUUUUGCAUUUCCACUAGCAGUGGAUUAGAUGUAUAUGAUAUAUGUAUAUAUUCUUUUUGUUACCAUAAGGCUCUAAGAGUUUAAUGAUCACAAUGACAUAUGUAAGAAAAUUUGAUAAAUAUUAAACAUAAAAAGUAAUGUGUUAUUUAAAAUACAUCUUUUAAUGAAAUGGAUAGUGUUUAUGGUGAUUUGGUUAAAGAAAUUUGAAUAUCUUAUCAUUUGUUUGGUGGGCAGAGAUUUUUAUACCCUGUGAUAAUGCACCAUGUUAAAAUCUGUGAAGGACCUGAGAUUUUACCCUACUUGCAAGCUAAUAAGUUAACCUGCCACAGUUUCAUGGACACUGGUAGAAGACAUGAGACUCCAGGGUCAGAGUCAAAGGACAGGUUAUUACUCACUGCAGUAGUGGUACCCAGAAGAAUAUUACCAUUUUUGCAUUGGUUCCCUGAGCCCAAAUUCACACAGAGGCAAUAUGGAUGGGACCAGAUCAAUGCCUGCUCAUGCAGUGGUUUGCAAUUCAGAAGAGGAAUUCUAGCCUUAGGGUAGCCAGAUCUUUUGUAAUGGGUAGUAAGCAUGCCUUCCAUUUGUUCUAGAGGGAGACAUUAUCUUUAUUAUUCUGAAUAGUAAGCAUGCCUGCUCUUUACUUUAGAGGGAGACACUAUGUCUGUCUUCCAAGGAUGUUCAUGACAUUGAAAGAUAGUCAAGAACUAAGGGCAGUUACUGCCUUGCUCUCAAGACCUGCAGAAAUUGGGAGGGCAGCGGGUAGGGACGUGGAAGAUUGUCUCCUAAUAUACCAUAGUAAGUUUAUGGUGGAGAGGUGAGUUUGUUUUUAAGCAAGAGAAGGACAGCUAUUAAAGGGGAAGGUAGAAAGGAAAAGCUUAACCUACUAAAGGCAACUUCCCAGAUUCAUUUUGGGAAAGAGUUUAUCUGGAAGUUAAGGACCAGGAAAUUGAAUCCCUUAAAAUUGUUCAUAUUCUGUAUGUCUUGGAAAAUAUUCACAUACCCCAGGUACAAGGAUUCCAGUCUGAAGAUGACUAUUAUAAGAAAGUUGGAGGUGUAUCUGGGCUCUUGGUCUUUGGGAGUAGCUAUACCCAGUAGCAGCUCUGAAGCAUUGGUGGUGAUGUAAUGCCCUUCCUAUUUUCCUGAACCUUCAGAGAGCCUUUGCUAAAAGUUGCAAUUUGGCUGAGCUGUGUCAUGAGAGAACUGAGAAGGGGAUCUGCCUGUGCUUGAGUUGAAGCAGAAUAGGGGAGGCCAGCAGUAGCUGGAGGGAGAUGGAGUCCAGAAAUUGCAGGAGGUGAACUGUAGCAGAGCUAUGGGCAGCCUGUGCACAGAGAGCAUGGAUUGGUCUGGAGACAGAUGAGUGGCUGAUGGAGCAGACAACUGGGGUGGAUUCCUGACUUCCAGAAAUAGUGAGGAAAGGAAUUUGUCAAGAGCCUGGAAUUCCUGUAGCUAAGCAGGAUGUGGAGUUGGAGUUUUCUUAAAUUAGGUAUUAAUAAAUAAAUGUGAUCUCCUUUUACACUCCCAUUGGUAAGGUCUAGACAUGGCAGUUAACCUUUUUGGCCAAAUUGCAUAUGGCUAAAUUGAUGUCGAAUCAUAUAGUUCCACAGGAAACUGUUAAUGCAGACACAGCAAAUUAUUUGCAUAAUUUUUCAGCUAUGCUUUUCAAUAACAAGGUCAAUUUCUGUGAUAUAUUUCUAACCAUCUGGUCUAGCAAGUAUAUUUGUCCUUAAAAAAGUGACUUUUAAAGUAUUUUUAAAAUGUUAUUUUUAGUUUAAAACAAAAACAAAAAACCAGCACAGCUCUUCUCCAGGAGCAAUAAUGUUUCAUCUUAUCAAAGUUGAGCCUCUGAAGUCUUGCUUAUUUUUUAUAAAGGAUGGGUGAUAUUGAGGAAAGGAAGAAAAGUUUCUUGGCUAUGUCCUCAGGGAAUUAACUUCCAAAGAAGUGGGACUUAGAGCUGUUGCAGAGACACCUAGCUUCCGAAAAAAAAAACAACUUUUUUUUGGUAUAGAUGUGUGAAAACUACUACUAAUGAGAAUUGUGACAACAUUAAAAAAAUAUUAAUCACUUAGCAGCUGGUAAGAAAACUCUUGGAGAAAGUAUUAAGUGUUUGGAAGACAGUCCGAUGAGAAACAUGGAAUAGAAUUAGUCUGGUUACCUAUAGGGCUUUUGUUUUGCAUCCCGGAGGAAGAAUGAGGGACAGAAGGGAUUGCUGGGUAUAACAGAGAAGGGAGCCAAGAGGAUGGACCCUGCCUGAUAGAAAAGACCCUUAGAGACACCUGCAGAGCCAGGGACAUUGGAGAAAAAUGCAUAAGGGGCAGUCUCUAAGGCUGUUAGUUGUGAGUUCAUGUUGUAAGCCUCUCGUCUGUCCACUUUAACACCUUUAGUAACUCCUGUGAGUAGGUUUUCUUGGAGGGUCCAAGAGGGGUUAUGACUUCAAAGGAAGAAGGGACAGUUAGCAUCUCAGUUAUAUGUUAGUGUAGGCAGUAUUUUCUUUCUUUCUCCUGUUCCUUAAGUUACAGGAGAAAAGGAACAGCAACAUGUACUUUCAUUAAUCAACCAAGAAGUCUUUAAUAUCUGCCCAGGGCUUGCUGACUCAUCAGAUGGUGAUGGUAACUUAAAUUUAUCAUCCCUGUGUACUGAUUACAUAAAAACCAAAAAAAGCCAAACCCAUUGCUGUCGAGUCGAUUCUGACUCACAGCAACCCUAUAGGACAGAGUAAAACUGCCCCACAGGAUUUCCAAGGACCGCCUGGUGGAUUUGAACUGCCGACCUUUUUUUUGGUUAGCAGCCAUAGCUCUUAACCACUGCCACCAGGGUUUCUAUUGAUAACAUAAGAAGGUGAUAAUGGAAAGAAAGGCAAAAUGUGACCAGUGUUCUAAGUUUUAACAGAAAGGUAAGCCAAAAGUAAGGUGUGCUGCUGAAUUUUAAAAAAGGAAAAGAGGGAAAAACCAUAUAAAGGGGAAGAAUUCAGUAUAACUGUCUUUUCCUUUUAGCUCUUGUGCCAAUACAAAGAGGUGUACAGCAGAUGUGAAAUUGUUGUUAUUGCUGUUAGCUGCUGUCAAAUCAGCCCCCCAACUCAUGGAGACCCCAUGUACAAAAGAACAAAAUGCUACCCGGUCCUGCGCUGUCCCCAUGAUGACUUGCCGAUUGGAUUGUUGUGAUCCAUUGAGUUUUCACUGGCUGAUUUUCAGAAGUAGAUGGUUGUAUCUUUCUUUCUAGUCCAUCUUAGUCUGAAAGCUCAGCCUAAACCCGUUCAGCAUCGUAGCUACAUGCAAGCCUCCAUUGACAGACAGGUGGUGGCUGCGCUAGGCCCAUUGGCCAGGAAUCGAACCUGGGUCUCCAGCAUGGAAAGCAAGAAUUCUACCACUGAAACACCAUCUCCCCCAGCCCUACACCCCCAGGUGUGGAAUUAGGUGUAUAUUAAAGAGGAAAGGAAAAAAAGAAGUCAAACAAAACAUAAAGUGAGGAAGGAAAAAGAAAAGAUUAGUAAAGAGAGUUGCUAAAGCACUAGGAAACAAAGGUACUUUUUGAUAUUUUGGUCAGUGCCACCGGCUUAUGAAGUAAGUGUACAAGACCCCCUUCAUUCUACUGUUUUCCAGUUAAACAAAAGCAAGAAGGCCUUUUUGGAGAAUCUGGUAUCUCCUCCCUGUCUUCACUGGGUAUAUGAGAACCUAUUCAAUUCUAGCUCCCAGCUUAUUCAGCCACAAUCCUGUCACUAUGUUUUUGAAGCUUUUUGUGAAAAACACGUCCCAUGCACCCUAACAAAGGUAAUCACUUCUAAUGAAAACAAAAGUAUCCUCAAGCCUUUUAUUUCCCUUUUACGUUUUGUAGGCACAAUUUUAAAAAAUUUUCUAGUAUCUUGGUUUCUUCUGCUUAUACAUUGUCUUUUUGCAUACACCACGGUAAAGGCAUCAAGUAUCUUAAUUAUCUAAGACUAACAACAUUUUAAUGAGUAUCAGCAAGGCACUAUAUUAGACAAUGUUGUAGUUUCUUAACAUUGUUGAAAUCUUGGCAUUGUUUUUAUUUUGUUUUCUAGUUGGUAGGUUUUUUUUGUUUUUACCUCUUUUGGGUCUGAAAUCUCUAGAGAGGCUCUCUACAUCAAUCAAGAAGCCUAACUGCAAAAUCUCUUUGGCAAAGAUUUUUGGGCAUGAGAGUAGCUUGCAAGUAGCCAGUAGAGGGCAGUACUAAAGCAAAACUUUGCCGGCUCCGGAGCUGUGGCUUCGCUUCCGGUGCAGCUUGGCUUCUUUGGACAGUGGGAAGCUGAGCAGCGCAGGGGUUAUUAUAAAACUCACCAUUUUUAGUGUUUAAACUUGGAGCUUUAAUGACUACUCUUGUAGAGACAGGUAUUCAGGCAAGAGUUGCCUCAAGAGAUGAGUCAGAAACCGUACUGUCAUUUCCAUUGAAUUCCAAAGUGUUUCCUCAUCUGGUGACUGUGUGGUGAGCUUCUACUGACUCAGAACCAUUCACAAAUCUGUGAGAACCAGUUCUCCGCCGCUUAAUUACUGAGACUUUGUUGUUGUUGUUCUAAGACUCAUGCUAGAAGGGUGAAUAGAGAGGACUUAACACUUUUUUGGGGGAAAAGGAAGUCCCAAACGCUUUGGCUUUGUAUUCCAAGUGUGCACCUCCGCCUCAGAAAAAUGUCCAUGAACCACAAACGAAAUUUGU
Loxodonta africana (African savanna elephant) is the source of this 13654-nucleotide messenger RNA. It is a transcript of the gene KICS2, whose product is annotated as KICSTOR subunit 2. Gene Ontology annotation, biological process: cellular response to glucose starvation; negative regulation of TORC1 signaling; protein localization to lysosome. Gene Ontology annotation, cellular component: KICSTOR complex. The record is from RefSeq and is a predicted model, not a curated record. Bases 673 to 2010 code for a protein of 445 amino acids. The transcript is spliced from 3 exons. NCBI's taxonomy places the organism in Eukaryota, Metazoa, Chordata, Mammalia, Proboscidea, Elephantidae.